Messenger RNA from Notothenia coriiceps (black rockcod), 640 nucleotides. RefSeq lists its product as uncharacterized. The transcript is spliced from 2 exons. The record is from RefSeq and is a predicted model, not a curated record. Lineage: Eukaryota; Metazoa; Chordata; Actinopteri; Perciformes; Nototheniidae. The annotation marks the transcript as partial.
AUGCAGGACUCCAUUAACAACAACUCUUUGGGCAAGAAGGACAGCUGGAAGGCGUCUCGCUCCUCCUCCCCACAUAUCAAAGGGGAUCUUCCACCAGCGGAUAUCCAGCCCAAAGCAGAGGACAAAGUUCGGAACAGCACGCGGCGCCCGGCCCCAAAGCCCCCCGCAGCUAAUGGAGCCAACAGCAGGGCCAACCCUCAGGCUGCGGCCCCCCCCACAGACAGGUCUGCUCGCCUGCGCGAUAGACAGGCGUCAUGGGCCCCACACACACAGGCCCCCAGCACACAGAGGAGUCAGAAGAGAGGAGGAAGAGGAGCGCCGGCCAUGAGAGAGAGGAGCCAGGGGGACGGGAGAGGGAAGGAUGGAGGGACAGCAGAGAAGGGAGAAAAGAAAGGAGGAAGACUGUGUGAGGAGUCCAAGGGGAAGGACAAAGAGAGGAAUGGACAUCAGAGGCCCAGAGAAGCAAAUGGUCUGAAAAGCCGGGGAGCUGAUGGGAGAGGAAAGGUGGGAGCUAAAGGGGCUAACAGAGGAGUGGGGGCCAAGCCAAAUAAUAUACUGUCCACCCAGGAAGUGUAUGCAGCCAUGGUGGUCCCUCGCACGCCUGUAGCACCAAGAAACCAGGAAAAGACCCAAGACCAAG